AUGAUGUUAUAUAUUGUUAUUGGGGGUUGGUUGGGCUUCAUAGGUCCAAAAGAACUAAUGGCUUGUGCUACUCGCCUAUGUUUCUGUUUGAUACUGAUACAACUCUACUCAGUAGCUGCAUCCAAUUCCCAUGCCCAUGGCGAUGGCCAUGGUAAUGCCACAACUUCUUCCUGCCAUCCGGACCAGGCUGCAGCACUUCUCCAACUAAAGCAGUCCUUCAUUUUCGACUACUUCACUACCACCCUGCCGUCAUGGCAACCUGGAACAGACUGCUGCCUCUGGGAGGGUGUGGGCUGCGAAGAUGGUGUAUUUCAUGGCCGCCAUGUCACUGUUCUUGACAUUAGUGUCCAUGGCCUCUACAGCUAUGGCUGCCAUGCUGCGCUCUUCAACCUCACCUCCCUGCACUACCUCGACCUCAGCAUGAACGAUUUUGGUGGAUCUCGCAUUCCGGCAGAUGACUUCGAGAGGCUAUCCAAGCUCACUCACCUCAACCUUUCUUAUUCAGGCUUCUACGGUCAGAUUCCUAUCGCCAUCGGCAAACUCACAAGCCUCGUAUCAUUGGACCUUUCUUCAGUGCAUAAUAUUGAAUCAGCUGAAAUCACAAAUCUUUAUGCUAUCAUGGAUGGCUACAACCUUUUGGUGUUACGAGAGCCCAGCUUUGAGACCUUACUGGCAAACCUCAACAAUCUGAGGGAGUUGUACCUUGAUGGAGUGGACAUAUCUAGUAGCGGAGAGGAGUGGAGCAGUGCUCUAGGUAAACCUGUCCCCCGUCUUCAGGUUCUUAGCAUGGCGUACUGCAAACUCAAUGGAGGCUUUCGUAAGGAGACUUCUUUGGAGACUUUGUAUCUAGAUUAUACUAAUUUCUCUUGUAUCAAGCUGAGCUCUUUGAGCAACCUCCCCUCUCUCAGGGGCCUAGGCUUUGAUGGAGGGUCAAUUUCUAUGGAACCUACUGAUUUACCGUUCCCUAUGCUUAACUCCUUGCAAAACCUGCAGCUCUCUUUUGCACGAUUUUCAGGGGAGUUAGGGUCAUUUUUCCUCUGGAUUAGAAGCCUUCAAAACUUGAAAAGCUUGCAACUCUCUUAUUGCUAUUCCUCCAAGAUAAUGGCCACCAUGAUUGGCAACCUGACCAACUUAACAAGGUUGGAAAUCACUUUAUGGGCCUAUGGGCAAAUACCACCAUCAAUUGGCAACCUUACCGAGUUGACUUCCUUGAGAAUCUCUGAUUGUGUCUUCUCUGGGCCAAUACCAACUUCAAUUGGCAAUCUCAAGAAACUAAGAAGCUUGGAGAUCACUAAUAUUGGCUCAUCGGGUUUUAUCACUAAAAAUACUGGCUUAUCAGGUCAAAUACCAACAGAUAUUGGAUUUCUCAGCAGAUUGAAGGUCUUAAAAUUAGCGGGCUGCAUAUUAUCUGGCGGAAUUCCAAGUACAAUUUCCAACUUGACUCAGCUGACGCAUGUGGAUCUUUCUCGCAAUAACCUUGGAGAUCCAACCAGUUCUGUGGCUCGGUCUCUUAUGUUCCUGGUCCAUCCUGGAGAUAGCAAAUUUGGGGAACACUUCUCAAAUUUACAAAUCAUUGACAUAGCCUCAAACAACUUCUCUGGUAGUUUAGAUCCACGAUGGUUUGAGAGAUUGACAUCUAUUAUGGCAAAGUCCAAUGACGCAGGAAGUCAACAAUGGUUCGGUAAUCCGGUAUUCUACGAUUCUAACUACUACCAUGAUACUGCUACAAUCACAUACAAAGGGCAAUACAUGGCAUUUGAGAAAGUAUUGCUUAUCUUAACUGCAAUCGACUUUUCAAAUAAUGCAUUUGAUGGCGACAUUCCUGAGUCAGUUGGAAGGCUAGUUUCACUAUAUGUAUUGAACAUGUCAUACAAUGCAUUUACGGGCAGGAUUCCUGCACAAAUGGGUGAGAUGCGCCAAUUGGAAUCACUAGACCUGUCUUGGAACAAGCUUUCUGGGGAGAUUCCACAAGAGCUGGCAGAUUUAACAUUUCUUGGUGUGUGA
Triticum turgidum subsp. durum (durum wheat) is the source of this 2004-nucleotide messenger RNA. Lineage: Eukaryota; Viridiplantae; Streptophyta; Magnoliopsida; Poales; Poaceae. The record is from the annotation of a GenBank genome assembly.